AUGUCGGAGAGGAGGGCUUCAGUUAGGAGAUCAAGGCGAGUGCCAGCAGAGAAUACUGUCGGCGAUGAUGAAUACGAUUUGGCAGCGCAUGCCGUCUCCGACGGGUUCCGGCCGGUAGCCAACGACUCACCAGAGAGCCCGAGAACGAACCCGCCUCCAUCACCUCUGCCAACUCGAUUUCAUUUAUCCAAUGUUCCCCGAUCACCUCCGCCGCCUGCUUUCAGUCCAGUCAAGGGCCUUGCCGAUUUGAACCGACCGUCAAGCACGUCCAAACCUCCACGCUUCCACGAUACCCUGACUCUUCGAAAUGAUGGGCUGGAGUCCGCUCAUGUAGUACAAUCAUCCUCGCCAAGCAGCUCCUUCCAGGGUGGUGGUCCAUAUCAGGGUUCCACGCAGCCGUCUCAUCCGUAUCAACUGUAUACGCAGAGGACGUACAGCAAUGCCACCUCAUCUACCAGCCCUUCUUCGGAGACACUUGAUGAGACCCGGGUCCCUGCCCAUCCAUACGACUUAUAUACCCAAAACAUUACUACUCCCGACGAAUCUACGCAGCAGCGCAUCCCCAUAGGUUUCAAUGGCAUGGGGAACAGCUACCGCAGGCAGAUUGGGCCCGAUGGCGAGGAUGCAGGCGAUUUAAUUGGGCCGCUCGGCCAUAUGGAAGAGCUCCCACCGUAUUCACGCUAUCCCGAAGAGCCUUUUCAACAUAAAUUAACAGCUAAUCAUACAGAUGGGGCUGGUGCCAGAACAAUUGGACUGACUGGUUCACGCCGAAUUCAGCCUAUACCAGGUGCUGGUGGAAUUGGUCUUGCUACUCGGAAUCCUGAGUUCUCCUCUACAGAAGAUUUAGCUGGCUCCCCUCGGAGGACCACAUCUUCGAUUCGCAGCAGAGCCUCCUUGGAAAGCCGUCACGAAAUUAAUGGUGCAGCCCGCAAUUUUGUGGAAAAGCCAAGCCCGAGCAAGUGGCAACGGAGGGCGAAAAAGAAAUUUUGCGGAGUUGUGCCGUACUGGGCAAUCUGUCUCUUGCUUUCCGGAAUUGUUGUCAUGGGAGUCGUAAUGGGCACGGUAAUCGGCACGAUUGUGACCAGACAGAAUGGCUCGAAUCCCAAGGGUAAAGGGAAAUUCGAUAAAAAUGAGCGAAGCCCGAGUGGCGUCGUAUUUCUGCCGUAUCUGCCGCGGGGAUUGCCUCCAUUGGCAACGGGUUGCUAUUCCCUUCCGCCAAUGGACAAGUCUCAGGCGCCAAAGUCCUGUAUCAAGGACUCAGAGCAGACUAGCGCCUGGAAUUGUGAUAUGCCUUUCCGCUGGUACUCGAUGAACGUUAGCGAAUACGACGGCGGCACGGAGAUUUCACACUAUGCCAUGAAUCUGCGGCCCUUUGACCCCGAAGCCUCCAAGUUUAUGUACGGAACUCAGCCUCCAAACAUACCUGACUUCCAGCCUAUGCGACUGGUAAACGACACAAAAGAAAUCAAUCGAGGUCCGGCUUGGUUUCUCGAGAUCAAAUACAACAAAACGGUUACAGUUCCGGAAGGUCAGCUCACACCUCCUGGCUCGUCGAGCCCUCAGCGACGUUGGGACCACCCAGAAAGCUCAUAUCUUGACGUUGUCAACUCGCGUUUCUCGAGGAAGGGGAUGGCCGUUGUGGAAGGUGACAAGCCCUGGACAUGCACAUGGCCCAACGUUUCGCUUCAAAUCUACGUCUACCCCAAUCAGACAUCCACACCACUCAAAACCACCACAACAUCCGAUCCGAACCAGUCGGUGGUAAGUACGCUCUCUCCUACACCGACAUCACCAUCGGGUGGGCAACCGACAUUCCAGGACCCGUAUCCCAAACUAGUCAAAGUCGUGGAGAGACGCGCACAUUACAGCGAUGACUACGCCCCUGCAACGUGUACGCAAUAUCGUAUCACCAAUGAUGGCCAGGACAGAGAACCUGUUCUCCAGAAUGGAAAACCCGUGACCUUUGUGAUCCAAGAAGUGGGCAAGCUUGCCAAGGCGGGUAUCACGCGGCGUUUCGGUGACUCGAGUCAUCCGACGGAUUUUUUCGCUCUGGAGGGUAGGGAUGUGGAACUUGCUCCCUGCGGCUGCGUCUCGUUCUCAUGGUCUGUAUAG
Messenger RNA from Metarhizium album ARSEF 1941, 2112 nucleotides. RefSeq lists its product as uncharacterized. The record is from RefSeq and is a predicted model, not a curated record. Bases 1 to 2112 code for a protein of 703 amino acids. NCBI's taxonomy places the organism in Eukaryota, Fungi, Ascomycota, Sordariomycetes, Hypocreales, Clavicipitaceae. The transcript is spliced from 2 exons.